AUGCGCACCAUUACGUUUACCUUCUACCGAAAACACUUUUUGGGAUUCGGCUGUCCCUCAACUCGCCACAAUGUCAACAAUCAACACUUCGGAGCUCUCAUGCUCGCCCUUGCAGCCGGCAGCGCGGCCUUGCCUUGGUCAUCAACCGCGACUUCCAGCUCGGCAGCUGCACCAACCGGCACUCCUUCCCCUCCGGAUUCGACAUGGCAAAAAGCCGGGGUAAACUCAGCCCUUACUCAGAUACUGACGGGCUUGGCCUGCCAAAGGGGUCCCCCACGGGGCUGUGAGCUGUCCCAGGUGCACGUUCUCCACCGCCACGCGCAACGGUACCCCGUUUCCUCGGAUUUCUUGUACAUCGCAACAUUUGUCAGUGCUUCAAAGAAUUAUACCACAAAACACCCGCAUGCCGAGAUCGGCCCAGGAACGCUCGCGUCCUUGAACGAGUGGGAGGUUUGCUGCGCGAAGACACUCUUGUUCCCGCAGGCGCGGCCACUGAAGCUGCAGUUGGGGCAGAGUUCUGGUCGACAUUUUUACGAUGUUGCUCGGGCUCAGGCUAACUGGAAUGGUUCUUUCUUGCAGAACGCACGCUGGAGGCUGAGCGGUUUCUUCAGCAAUACCGGUGCCAACAGCUCAUUGCCGGAAUAUGACCACAUUAUUAUGCCUGAGAAGACCGAGUACAAUGACACCCUCUCAUCCUCAAGCUGUCUCAAGUUAUACGAUCUGUACAGUUUCGGCUCUCCAGCUGGACGGGCCCUCGACAUCGGCUAUGCGCAAGAGCUAGCGGCACGCCUUGAGCACAAGUUGAUCAAGAGCAGCGACAGCAGCAUCAACUCGACAUACGACGACAACGCCAAGGACUUCCCUUUGGACCAGCCAUUUUACAUCGAUAUCCCGUGCGAAAUGCCGGCCAAAGUUCCGCACGCACUACCGCGUGGCUUCAAACUGAAAAAUAUGGUUCCUUUCGGAGCUCGCCUGGUCACUGAAGUCUGGACUUUUCCUAAGAACACCUCUUUCCACGAUCUGCAGUCCCUUCUCUACAAAAACCCGGAUCUUUUCUCGAAGAGCACUGAGCAUUAUAACCGCCUGGCGCUGAAUAAUGCUCCUGUUCCGCUUGAUGGGCUAUCGGCUUGCCAGUCGGUCAACGGCUUCUGUUCGGUGAAGAGCUUCCUCCGCCAGGUGCCUAAACUCACCAAGGAGGCAAAGUACGAGGAAGCCUGUUUCGCCUCCUACAACGCCACUAUCUCUGCUGAUAAUGGACAGCCGCCGAAGAAAUAG
Molecule: messenger RNA, 1275 nt
Organism: Penicillium argentinense
Lineage: Eukaryota; Fungi; Ascomycota; Eurotiomycetes; Eurotiales; Aspergillaceae
Product: histidine phosphatase family protein
Exons: 5
Coding region: 1-1275 (424 amino acids)
Molecular function (GO): acid phosphatase activity
Source: RefSeq, a predicted model, not a curated record